This is a messenger RNA of Chara braunii, 754 nucleotides long. The record is from the annotation of a GenBank genome assembly. Lineage: Eukaryota; Viridiplantae; Streptophyta; Charophyceae; Charales; Characeae.
GUCAACAGGGAAUCUCGAAACGGAGACGAGGUGCACAUCUGGAAACCAUGUCCACUCCAACAACUUUGACGGAGCCAGCGAAGAUGGACGUGGAACCCACAUAUGCGCAAGUGGCGAGGGCGCAACAGAUCGUACUACAACAACUGCCACACACACAGCCGACAGCGGGAAGGGACAUCACUGAAGACCAGGAGAUCAGUCAACCGCCGGCUAAACUUGGUCAACAAGCUCUUGAUUUCCUCAUCAACAGAACAAGAAUCAAAUCACAUGUGAAAAUAUUGAAGGAGAAAAUCAAAGGUGAUGGAGGAGUACAAACAGAAGUGGACGUGUGGGAAUACCCAGAGGAGGACAUGAAAGAGGUCAACGCUGUUUACGAAAAACAAGUUGUGCUUUUCAACUUUUCGCAUAAAAGCAAGGAACUCUCAUUGAACGACAAAAGGGCGUGGGUGCUGGACCGCCUUAGAGCUCUUCAAACUGUGCCAGGGAUGGAACCAGACAUAUCCCUCCAUAAGAGGGGGAGGAACACGGUCAUGGUGUUAUGCGUAGAGGAGAGCUACGCCAAGUACAUUAAAUCUCUUGAUUCCCUCAGCUGCAAGGGGUCGGUGGUCACCAUCAGAGCAUGGAAACCCCCACGAACACCGCAGGGUGAGGCAACCAGACACGGACUGAACGUGCUGCGAUAGCACUUCUCGGUUCAAUUUGACAACCUCUCGGAGGGCCUCCACAACAUGAUCAACAAACGUCUGGAGACGCA